GUUGGAGUUGGAAAUAGCCUCUUGAAACAAUACUUAAUCAAUUCAUGCAUACGACGCUGUCUACCAUUUGAUGCUUCCCGCGACAGACAUGGAGUAUUUAUUCUUUUUACCGGUUGCGGGGUCUUAUACCGGACAUGCUGCCUCCGGAUCUCGCGGUAUUUGACACCGGCAUUUGAACUCACCUGAGCCGACAAUAUCACCAUGACCAGCAUCAGGUAUAAAGCUUUGGUCAGUGACGGCCAAGGAACUAAGGAAUAAACACCAUCAAUUCAUAGGAAGCGGAGAACUCACCAUGCUCGGCCUCCCCUCACCCCGCAAGCUGCUCACACAGCUGAGCCUCGGCGCCAGCCUUGUUGCGGCUCAGCUCCAGACCAUCACCAACUUUGGAAACACCUACGGCACGCAGCUAACCAUGCAGGCCUACAUUCCCGGAAAUCUGCCUGCUAGCCCAGCAGUGAUGCUCGCCCUCCACGCCUGCGGUGGAAACGGACCAGGCUACUUCCAGCAGACCAAGUACAAGUCCCUCGCCGACUCACGCGGCGUGAUCCUCAUCUUUCCGUCAUCACAAAAGGACUUUAACUGCUGGGAUGUCGCGAGCGCCAAGACACUCAAGCAUGAUGGUCAGGGUGAUAGUCAAGUUCUCGUCAGCAUGGUCGACUAUGUCAUCAAGACGUACAAGGCCGACCCCAAGAAGGUUUACGUCACGGGCACCAGCUCCGGAUGCAUGAUGACCAAUGUUCUCGCCGCGACUUACCCGGACCGCUUCGCCGCUGCUACAUGCUACUCUGGUGUUGCUGCUGGAUGCAUGGCCGGGUCUCCUGGAUCGAGCCCCAUUAGUUCUGACCGUGUCUGCUCUGACGGGAAGAUUAUCAAGACCGGACAGCAGUGGGCUGAUCAGGUUAAGUCGAUGUAUCCUGGCUACAGUGGCUCGUACCCCCGAUUCAAGACCUGGCAUGGCACUGCGGAUAAUCUUGUCUUUUACCGGAACCUUCUUGAGCAGAUCAAGGAGUGGUCGACCAUUCAGGGCGUUUCGUUUACCCGCAAUGAGACGUCGACUCCACAGUCUGGUUACACUACCAUGAUCUAUGGAGACGGAACCAAGUUUGUCGCGGUAUCUGCAGCUGGAGUCGGACAUGUCGUGCCUACUCAUGAGGAUCUUGACUUUAAGUGGUUUGGUCUUACCUGAGACUUGCUGUUGUCAGAAUCCCGGUAAAGAGGAAUACUGUCAGAUUCGGGGUUGAUGUUGCGGAGGGGAGAUAUUAGGAUCCAAGUGGGGGAGAGAAACAAGAGCAACAAGAAAGCGGGAGGAAAGAGGAUAAAUUGUGUACAUAGUUAUUUCUACUACAGUCUUCUCAGUACAUAACAACUUCAUUCAUUUAGCUAGACAGCUGCUUGUGCUCUAUUUCACACUGCCGAGCUCGCCUUUCCUCUCGCCAUAA
Molecule: messenger RNA, 1439 nt
Organism: Fusarium odoratissimum NRRL 54006
Lineage: Eukaryota; Fungi; Ascomycota; Sordariomycetes; Hypocreales; Nectriaceae
Exons: 2
Coding region: 293-1186 (297 amino acids)
Cellular component (GO): extracellular region
Molecular function (GO): hydrolase activity
Source: RefSeq, a predicted model, not a curated record